Molecule: messenger RNA, 963 nt
Organism: Xenopus laevis (African clawed frog)
Lineage: Eukaryota; Metazoa; Chordata; Amphibia; Anura; Pipidae
Product: olfactory receptor 5V1
Exons: 1
Coding region: 1-963 (320 amino acids)
Source: RefSeq, a predicted model, not a curated record
AUGACUGAUAAGAACAGAACAUGGGUGAACAACUUCAUCAUUAAAGGCAUAACUGAUAUCCCUGAACUGCAGGCUCCCAUUUUCAUGUUGGUUCUAGUAAUUUAUUUUAUAAUUAUUACUGGCAACUCUAUAAUUUUCUAUUUAAUAUGUGUGGACCCCAGGCUGCACAAUCCCAUGUAUUUUUUCCUAAGCAAUUUAUCAGUAUUAGAUAUGUGCUACACCACAGUCACCAUGCAUGAAGUCUUGGUAUCCUAUGUAUCAGGAAUAAAGAGUGUUUCUUUUUCAGGUUGUAUUGCUCAGAUGUAUUUUUAUGUUUCAUUCCUAUGCUGUGAGUUUUUGCUGCUGACAGCCAUGAGUUAUGAUCGUUUCGUAGCCAUCUGCAAUCCAUUGCAUUAUUUAAUUAUCAUGAGCCACAAGAUUUGUGUUAUAUUAAUGUCCGCAUGUUGGCUUUUGGGAUUUUUAAUAGUUGUACCUGUGUUUUUUGUUAUAUUUGAUAUUUUCUGUUUUCAGUCAAAUGAAAUCAAUCACUUUUUUUGUGAUCUGUUGGCCCUAAUGAAGCUAUUUUGCAGUAAUGCAUCCAGUAUGGAACAUUUAAUCUACAUUGAAUCGGUUUUCAUUGGAUUUGUUCCAUUUUCUCUUACAGUAUUAUCAUAUGUCUGUAUUAUCAGAACUAUAUUCAAGGUUCAAUCAAGUGGAGGAAGACUUAAAGCCUUUCGUACAUGUUCCUCACACCUUACAGUUGUCUUUAUUCUUUAUGUGACCAUUUUUUGUUUGUAUAUGAGGCCAACAACAACUUUCAACCUAGACUCUGACAAACUCAUUUCACUGUUGUAUACAACUUUAACACCCAUGCUAAAUCCUAUUAUAUAUAGCUUAAAGAAUAAAGAUGUGAAAGCAGCAUUCAAAAAAUGUGUAAAAAAAAGAGAGCAAUUCAGGAAAUCUGUCGACUUUGUGGCAAGAUAA